Molecule: messenger RNA, 1263 nt
Organism: Microthlaspi erraticum
Lineage: Eukaryota; Viridiplantae; Streptophyta; Magnoliopsida; Brassicales; Brassicaceae
Source: the annotation of a GenBank genome assembly
AUGCCUCUAGAAGACGAUGUGUUUGAUCUGCAAACGCAUCUCUUACACGGAAUGAUUCACACCAAUGGAUAUGGUCAUUUGAUAUGCGUCAAUGGCAUGGAAGGUGGAUCAAAACACUUAUGCGGAAGAGAAAUUGUGGAUCUUUGGGAUCGAAUAUGUACAAACCUUGGAGCAAGGAUGAUAACAGUUGAAGAUAUCUCUAAGAAGAGCUACGGUGUGACCAAGAGCGAUUACGAGAAUGCUAUAGAGCUUCUAGGUUCUCUUGAACUUGAUCAGGUUGAAUCUGCUUUCAAUGAGCAUAAACAGUUCAAAGAGGUCAAGCAGAUCUUCAGAUACUACAGAGACAUGAGUGAAGAAAAGAUCAACAGAUUGUUCUUGAAGAAGAGUGAUGCUGUGGAGAAUGAGAAGUCUUCUCAGAGGUUUAGGAUUUAUAGCGAUGUUGCAGCUAAUUUGGGAAGUAGAUGGCCAGUGAGGAGACUUGAAUACGCAUCUGAAGUGAUUGUAGAGUCACUGAAAGAGAUGAAAGCGUUGAAUCAGAACGGUAUGACUCGUCAACAUGUGAGGGAUGCAGCAAGAUUACAUAUUGGAGACACUGGUCUGCUUGAUUACGUGUUGAAGUUGAUGAACAAUGUUGUUGUUGGGAAUGUUUUGGUCAGACGUUAUGUUGAUCCGCUUACAAGGAUACUACAUUACACAAUCCAGGAGCUUGGUGAUGAUCAUCAUGAUGCGACGAAACUGAUUGGCCGAAGAGAGAAGAAGCUGCAACAGAUCAAUGAGCUUCCACCAGGAGAGUUAGUCACAGUCUUGCUGCAAGCCACAGUCUUUGAUCUGAAACAAGCUAUUGAAGACACUUUCAGAGAUACUUAUUGCAUUCUAACAAACUUCACGGUGAAUGAGAUCGAUGAGCUUGAGGAAGAUGAUAGGAAUUUGCUGUUUGGAAGAGUGGAGAAUUGCUCUGCUUUGACAGUGAGAGGGUUUGGGAUUGAGGAAAUCGAAGCUCAAGUUUCAAGGUGGGUGUCAUACCAUACGAGAUCCUGUGGGAUUGAUGAUUCUGAUACUUUGCCCCCACUUUAUGUUUGUUCUAAUUGCUGUGAAGAGUUUGCAGAGCAACAGAGGAGAGUUUUGCAGCCAAAGUAUGAGUUUCCGAGUCAAGAUCAUAACAUGUUACUGCUUGAAGGAGCAGAUGAUUACUUUGGUGAUGAGAGAUGUCUUGGAGUCAUGUUUCCUUCAGAGAGUUUCCUUAGUGAGCAAUACAUCUUGUAA